Messenger RNA from Saccharomyces paradoxus, 1254 nucleotides. It is a transcript of the gene NAP1, whose product is annotated as histone chaperone NAP1. The transcript has a single exon. Lineage: Eukaryota; Fungi; Ascomycota; Saccharomycetes; Saccharomycetales; Saccharomycetaceae. Gene Ontology annotation, molecular function: histone binding; chromatin binding. Gene Ontology annotation, biological process: nucleosome assembly. The coding region runs from base 1 to 1254 and encodes 417 amino acids. The record is from RefSeq and is a predicted model, not a curated record. Gene Ontology annotation, cellular component: nucleus; chromatin.
AUGUCAGACCCUAUCAGAACGAAGCCCAAGUCGUCGAUGCAGAUCGACAACGCUCCAACGCCUCACAAUACGCCAGCAUCGGUCCUGAAUCCGAGCUAUUUGAAAAACGGGAACCCAGUUAGGGCCCAGGCACAGGAGCAGGACGAUAAGAUCGGCACCAUCAACGAGGAGGACAUCCUUGCUAACCAACCCCUGUUGUUACAGUCCAUCCAAGACAGACUGGGUUCGCUGGUGGGCCAGGAUAGCGGAUAUGUGGGGGGUCUUCCCAAGAACGUUAAGGAAAAGCUGCUGAGCCUGAAGACGCUACAAAGCGAGCUAUUUGAAGUGGAAAAGGAAUUUCAGGUCGAGAUGUUUGAGCUAGAGAACAAGUUUCUGCAGAAGUACAAGCCCAUUUGGGAGCAGCGGUCCAGAAUUAUUUCAGGACAGGAGCAACCCAAGCCGGAGCAGAUCGCGAAGGGCCAAGAGAUUGUGGAGUCAUUAAACGAGACAGAGUUGCUAGUGGACGAAGAAGAGGAUGGCCAAAAGGAUUCUGAGGAGGACCAGGUGAAGGGAAUCCCCUCAUUCUGGCUGACCGCGUUGGAGAACUUGCCCAUCGUUUGCGACACGAUCACUGACCGUGAUGCGGAAGUCCUGGAAUAUCUGCAAGAGAUUGGCCUGGAAUACUUGACGGACGGUAGACCCGGUUUCAAGCUGUCGUUCAAAUUUGAUUCUUCCGCCAACCCAUUCUUUACCAACGACACUCUGUGCAAGACCUACUUCUACCAGAAGGAGCUGGGCUACUCGGGUGACUUUAUCUACGACCAUGCAGAAGGUUGCGAGAUCAGCUGGAAGGACAACACCCACAACGUCACCGUGGACCUCGAAAUGCGCAAACAAAGAAACAAGACCACCAAGCAGGUGAGGACCAUCGAGAAGAUCACCCCUAUAGAGUCCUUUUUCAACUUCUUCGACCCUCCAAAGAUCCAAAACGAAGACCAAGACGAGGAGCUAGAGGAAGACCUCGAAGAACGUCUAGCUUUAGACUAUUCUAUUGGUGAGCAACUCAAAGACAAGCUAAUUCCUAGAGCCGUGGACUGGUUUACUGGCGCAGCCUUGGAAUUCGAGUUUGAGGAGGAGGAAGAAGAAGUGGACGAAGACGACGAAGAUGACGAUGGUGAUGAUCACGACGUGGAGGACGACGAUGGGGAAUCUGCUGAAGAACAGGAUGAUUUUGCUGGCAAACCAGAACAGGCCCCUGAAUGCAAACAGUCAUGA